AUGACUAUGUUAUGCCAAAAGAAGCCAGGUAGAAAAAGAAUAAGACCUUCAGAUGAUAUUUCAGGGAUUUGUAUUUUGAUGAUUUUAUACAUUUUGCAGGGUAUACCUAUUGGUCUAGCUGCAUCUAUUCCAUUUAUGUUACAAUCAAGUUAUUAUACCGGAAGUUAUCAAGCACAAGCUACAUUUUCAUUGGUAAUCUGGCCAUUUUCAUUCAAAUUAGCUUGGGCUCCAAUCAUUGAUUCAAUUUAUAGUACACAUAUUGGACGUCGAAAAACAUGGCUUAUUCCAACACAAUAUGCUAUUGGAAUUGAAUUAAUUAUUUUAGCCAAUUAUAUAAAUAGUUGGUUAGGACGUGAUCCAAAUAAUCCAUGGAGUCCAUUGGGUACACAUCAUCCAGUUGAUAUUAUACGUUUAACAGUUGCAUUUUUCGGAUUGACAUUCCUUGCUGCAACACAAGAUAUCGCUGUAGAUGGAUGGGCUAUAUCAAUUCUAUCCAAAAAAAAUCUAGGUUGGGCAUCUACAUGUAAUGUUGUUGGACAAACAAUUGGAUAUGUGACUGCAUUCAUUCUAUUUUUAUGUUUAGAAUCACCUAAUAUUUCAAAUAGCUAUCUUAGAUGGACACCUAUUGAAGGUAAAGGGUUGAUUACAUUUUCUGGUUUUCUUUAUUUUUGGGGAAUUACAUUCAUGGUAACUAAUACAUUCUUAGUAUUAUUUAAACAUGAAAAUGAAUCAAAAUUAGAUACUGAAUUUAGAAAUUGUUUGAAUAAUUUAUUUAAUAAAAUAUUCAAACGAAAAACACUCAAUGAAUCUCAUUGUUUAAAUCACCAUUGUAAACAUGGUAACAAUAAUAAUAAUAAUAAUAGUAAUUUAAUUCCUAAUGUUGAUAUUAUUCAAGAAUCUAAAAAUUCUAAUUCAUUAUAUUGUGAAUAUAAUCAUGAAGAAAUUGAUAAUAAUAUUGAUCAUUCAAAAUUAUCAUUAAAAUCAAUAAAUUUAUAUCCAAUAAAAAAUCAAUAUUUACAAGAAAAUCAUUUAAUCAAUGAUACAAUCAAUCUUGAAUUAAUUUGUAAAACAAAUUCAAUUUCAAAUAAUGUAACAAAUUAUCCUAUCGAUUGUAUGAAAACAAAAUCAAAUAAUGUAAAUGAAUAUUUAAUCGAUUGUCAUCAUAAUAAUGAUACCAUUGAAAUGAAUCAACAAAAUUAUAAUAAUAAAAAUAUAUCUAAUCAUAAAAAUAAAAAAGAAUUAUGUUUAUCACUUGUGGAUACAUAUCGUAUUAUGUUUGGUGUAAUACGAUUAAAACCUGUUUGGCAAUUUUUAAUUUUAUUAACUACUGUUAAAGUUUGUCUUGCUGCUCCAGAAACAAUUUUCAGUUUAAAACUAAUUGAACAUGGAUUUCCAAAAGAACGUUUAGCACUUUUUGGUGUUCUGCUAAUGCCAAUACAAGCUAUAUUGCCAUUAUUAAUUACACGUUGGACUAAUGGGCCAAGACCAUUAGGAGUAUUCAUAAUUGCAUUCUUACCAAGAUUAUUGGUGACCUCGUUAACGAUUCCUAUUGUUUAUUAUACACCAUACUUUAGAAUUAUUCAGCCUAAUCAAACUCAAAUUCAAUUUAUUCAGCUAAACAGAAGUGAUUUAAAUAAUAUCACUGAUACAACUAAUUCAACAGAAAAUUAUACAGCAAAUACAGUUAAAGAUAUGACAUAUUCAUUUACUUGGUUAUUCUAUAUACUUUUAUUAAGUAAAUUAUUUGUUUACUCAAUUAUAUCAAGCAUAAUGAUGGUUGUACAGGUAGCAUUUCAUGCUAAAAUUAGUGAUCCAGCUGUUGGUGGAACAUAUAUGACUUUGUUGAAUACAGUAUCUAAUAUCGCUGGUAGUUUGCCCAGUACUGCUUUCCUUUCGUUAAUCGAACCGUUAACUAAACGUGCAUGUAUUUUGAAAGAAUUCAAUCAAACAAUUAUUCAAGGUAUCAAUUCAAAUAAUUCAUUAUUGAAUAACACAACCAAUAAUGAUAAUUAUAACAAUAGUUAUACAUUUUUUGAUAAAGAUAAAUUAGUCCAACAAUAUAAUGCAACAUGUAAACUACCCCAUGGAAUUAAAGCCUGUGAAACUCUUCAUGGAACAUGUGUUACACAAUUAGAUGGAUUUUAUAUAGAAGUGGGAUUAUCAGUUCUAUUUGGUUUAAUUGUUUAUCCAUUUUUCUUAUAUCCAAUGGCUAGCCGAUUAGAUAAUUUGCCAAGUUCAGCUUAUUCAUUUCGAUUAACUGGUACUGGAUGUUGUCCACGUCGGACACGAGGUAAAAUUCCUAUAAAUGAAAAUGAAACUGAAUGUUCACAAUUGAGCACUUUAUAAAUAUUCUUAUUUAUUUUCCUUCUAGAAAAGUUCUUUCAUUAUAAAUAAAAUAUUGAUACAAGAUAAAGAAUUUAAUAUUGAAUACUCUUUUGCUUAUUUGUUAUUCGGAUCAAUGCCAUCAUUUUAAAAUUAAUUAUCUGUAUCCUUACCAACUGUGAUGAUUUCUUAGUUUUAAUGUUCAGUUAUUAAAUAUAACUAUGAUGCAUUAUAAUUCUAUCCUCGCAUUAUCCCUGUCUCUGUGUGUGUAUUUGUAUAAGUGAAGUAUCCUUCCAAUUUACAUUUUAUUCAAUCUAUUACAUACAUGAUCUCAUACUUUUGAUAUUACUUCAACAAUAUGACCACAUAUGUAAAUCUUAUACAAUGAAAUAAAUUUUAAACAUUCAUAUUUACUCUUGUUACCAUGUUUAUUUAACAUAGAAACAAUGAAAUUAGUACAAAUUAUUAUCAUUCAAAUUCAAUUACUUAUCAGUUUGAUUUUAAUAUAUAAUUUUUAUUGAAUUUUCAUAUGUAUAAUCUUGUAUAAAUAUGAUUUCAAUUUGUAUAACAAUAACUAUAAAAUAAAGAAAAAAAGUUUAUUUUAUUGUGGAAAAA
This is a messenger RNA of Schistosoma haematobium, 2937 nucleotides long. RefSeq lists its product as uncharacterized. NCBI's taxonomy places the organism in Eukaryota, Metazoa, Platyhelminthes, Trematoda, Strigeidida, Schistosomatidae. Gene Ontology annotation, molecular function: acetyl-CoA transmembrane transporter activity. The coding region runs from base 1 to 2346 and encodes 781 amino acids. Gene Ontology annotation, cellular component: membrane. The record is from RefSeq and is a predicted model, not a curated record. The transcript is spliced from 8 exons.